UCGCCCGCCGACUCCGCUUGUGCUUGUGUGAUUCGCGCUGCUCCGUGCACCGCACUCGUGCUCCGAUCACGACGCGUGCCGCCAAGCUGUGGCCGCGAACGCGACCUCUACGCAACCGGCGAAACAUUUCUCCUAACUUACGUGCAACUUGUUAUGUUAUAACUUACGGACAUUUACAUCCCUUACCCGGCUUGUUUACCUCUCAUCAUAAUUGAGUCCCGCACCGCACCGGCUUGCUCGCUGACCGCCGAGCCGCUAAUCUCGCUUUUUUCGCGCCCCACCGUCGCCCGCCCAGAACCGCACCGGCCGCCGCCAUGCUCGCGCACCAAGCACCGCUCGCCCUCUACUAAACUAAAUCGUCAACAUCGAUCAGAACGCGUGUGAUAAUAAUAUUUUAAUACUUGCCUAAAUAAGCUUGCAACGUCGGUGUCUUUAAUUCUAACUUAAUUGUAAGAUUAAUAUUUUGUAAGUACUUAAUCGGCGUCGUCCCCGCGCGUUUAGCUGCGGUGAAGUACGCGAAUUGCGGGAGUGAUCUACUAGUGUGUGGUAGUGAAGGGUGCGCGAGUGCCGACAAUUGGCAGAAAACAGCAGUAGCAUUUUGCCAAGCAGUGUAAGAAGUGCAUGCUAAGAGCGCGCGGGCGCGCUCUCCACACGCGGCCUAUGCGCCGUACUCGCAUAGCGUAACUGCGCGCACAACUUUUCAACUUUGACUUCUGUGGCAACGAUGGCCACCAUGGUGAACAUGAAUAGCCUCCUCAAUGGAAAGGACUCACGCUGGCUGCAACUGGAAGUGUGCCGGGAAUUCCAGCGGAAUAAGUGUUCGCGACCUGACACCGAGUGCAAGUUCGCGCAUCCACCCGCAACUGUAGAAGUGCAAAAUGGAAGAGUCACUGCCUGCUACGACAGUAUUAAGGGUCGGUGUAACCGAGAGAAACCACCUUGCAAAUAUUUUCAUCCACCGCAGCAUCUUAAGGAUCAGCUGCUGAUCAACGGUAGAAAUCAUCUAGCACUCAAGAACGCAUUAAUGCAGCAAAUGGGUCUCACGCCUGGCCAGGUGCUCCCUGGCCAGGUGCCCGCCGUGGUGGGCGGUGUGAGCGGCACGGGCGCGGCCGCGAGUCAUCUCGCCGCGCUGGACCCGAUCUCUCUUGCUCUGCUCGCCCCGCAGGCAACUUCCCCGUACUUGUCAUCAGUGCCUGGAGUGGGUUCGACGUAUGCGCAGUACUACACACCGCAGCUGGUGCCUGCCAUGCUAGGGCAUGACCCUGCCGCAGCCGCUGCGUCGCCGCUUGGCGUCAUGCAGCAACCAGUGCUGCAACAGAAGCUCCCUCGUACCGAUCGUCUCGAGGUGUGCCGGGAGUUCCAGCGCGGCGCGUGCAAGCGUGCCGAGUCCGAGUGUCGCUUCGCGCACCCGCCGCCGCCCGUCGCGGCGCACGACGACGGCUGUGUCACGGUGUGCAUGGACGCCGUCAAGGGCCGCUGCGUCCGCGACCCCUGCCGCUAUUUCCACCCUCCCCUGCACCUGCAGGCGCACCUUAAGGCGCAGGCGCGCGGCGCGAUGGACAUGAAGAGCGUCGGAUCCUUCUAUUACGAUAACUUCGCGUUCCCCGGCGUGAUGCCGUACAAGCGACCCGCCGCGGACAAGGCCGGCGUUCCGGUCUACCAGCCGGCGACGACCUACCAGCAACUAAUGCAACUGCAGCAGCCGUUCGUGCCCGUGUCAUGUGAGUACCCCGCACCCGCGACGUCCGCCCCGCCGCCCGCGGCGUCGCCCGCGGCCGCGCCGGCGCCGCCGCUGGCGCUGCCCGCGGCGCCGCCCGCGCCCGCGCCGCAGCCGCCUCCGCCCGCGCAGCCCGCGCCGCCGCAGUCCGCCUCCCCGCCCGCCGCGCUCGCGGACGCCACGCCCGACCCCGCCGCCGUCGCUAAGGAGGUGGCCCACAAGAACUAUGCAGCCGCCAUAGCCAUCGCGGCGCAGCACACGGCGAUGGCGCAGGCGGCCGCCGUAUACUCACAACAGUUGAAGGCGCGCGCGUCCGGCAUGCCGGGCCUGAUGCGCGCGCCGCUGAUGAUGCGACCGGGUUGGCCGGCGCCGCCCAUGCAUAUGCCCACGUACUACCCGCAGCAGUACAUGUACACGAUGCCGCCGCCGACGCCGCCGGCGGCCGCCGCCGCCGCCGCCGCGGCCGCCGCUGCGGUGAACCCCUACAAGAAGAUGAAGACGACAUAGAGCGCGCGGGCGGCACCGCGGUCGGGGGGGCGCGGGGCGCGGGGUCUCCGCGUAGAGACUCGUACGUGUGCGACCGAGUGUCCCGCCCCGGCCUGUCGGGGCGGCUAGCGCUAGGCGUGUGGUCACAUUUGUAUUGUAUUGUAUUAUUGUAAGGACGAAGCGAGCGGACUCGCCCUCGCAGAUGUCUCGGUAGUUUUACGCUAUAUCUUAUUAUUGUGUAUCUACUCACCGUUUUUAUCCUAUGCGUGUAUAUUUCUCAUAUCUACGAUCCCGGUAAUAAUAACGCUUGAGAUGCAUGACUGUACGUUUUUUUAUUACCUCUUGUCGAUCGUCGUUUAUCGUGAGUACCUAUCGUCGUACUGAGAGUUGAGCGCUUGGUCCGUCGAUCCCGCUACGUACACGCUUGUUCUCGGAGGAGCUCCGCACGGGUGCGCUUUGGCCGAUGUGUCGAUCCCGUACCUAGUGGUUAUCGGCUUGCAGCAGCAGGCCCGCACCUAACACAGCCGCCUUCUAAUUUUCGCAUGGAAUAGAACCUACCACCCCUAUACGUUUGGCUCAUCAGGUAUUGUUCUCAUUAUUCUAGUGGCUCCUCGUGUGUGCUAAGUGUGCAGGCGUGUUCAUCAGUAGUGCUGCGAAGAUGACGAGCGUCGUCGCCGCUUUUUUUCUUUCGGUCGCACUUUCUUUUCUAUUUAUUUGAACGCUUUCUGUUACAUGCCUUCCGAAUGACCGCUUCGGCUGUCGUCCCCAUUACCAAUAUUUUGUCGCUUUAUGUGUCGGGCCGGACAGGCUGCGCGCCGCCCAACGCGCCCUAUGUGGUGUACACCGACGAGCGCGGACAGGUAACGAGUGCGCGUGCCUCCGCAACCUCGCCCUCGCCUCCACUCGCACCGCUGCCCACUCGACUCCCCAUAUUGACAAGCAUGAUGCUUAUUAACGUACGACGUUUAGAGCCGACGCUAGACGCUAGUAGACACAGCCCUCUUCCACACGCUUCCCUGUCACCGCGGGUUCACGACGCCAUACCGCGCUCACGCUCUCACCUUGAACACGCUACUAUCUGCAUAUCGCCUUUACCUACUCCAACUACUAGUUGCGCUUUUUAUCAGUUUACGUAUUCUGCAAUAAUAAUUAUCGUAACUCUUACAGAUUUAAACUAUUUGUAUCGACAACUAAACUCAUGUAAUAUAUUGGGCGUUGUACGUCUAAUUUCCGACUCGAACAUAAACUCUAAUCAUGAGAAAUCUUGUCCAUGAUUGGCAGUCUAAAACUUUUGUUUGAUUUCUACCAAACCCCAAAGAUAUUUUAUGAGUUAUGUCAAUACAAGUAAUUUAAAGAAAAAUGUUACAUUAACAACAACGAGGCUUGAUUUGUUUCGAGUUGAGUAUUUUAAAAUAAUUGAAAGAGAAAAACAAGCUGUUAAAUUGGCCUAAAUACAAAAGGUAUUUGUAUGUUAUAUAUAAAUAUCAAUUACUUAUAUAUUGAUUUUUUUACAAGUAUCUUAGACUAAUUUUGCAUAGUGGAUAUUGUUGUAAUAUCAUAAUAGAACUUGUCAGUAAUAAGUUCAGAAACAAUAUCAAAUGAAUUCGAUCUCAUCUCCUUCUACGCUAAUAGUAUUCGCUUGUUUUUAUUUUUCUUGCUUCAAGCGGGCUUAGUAGACUAAGCGCUUAUUAAUCAAACUACAAACAACACGAUCACAACAGCGGGCUAUUCACGGGACAAGGUGCGCUUAGUUAUUUAAGCUUUCCUAAUCGGCCUUACUACACGCACAAAAUAAUACAAAGUUAAAUAGAAACCGUAUAAAUCAAGUGAGAUAAUCGACUGAGCUGUGUUCUCCUUCAUUAUUGGAACAGCAAAAUUCAAGCCGCGUAAUUGUUACAUAUGAAAAACUAUCCCCGUGCUUUUACAAGAAAUGCCACCGUGAAAUUGUUAAGGAAAGUGAACAAAACACGCUGUGAAUGAAAAUCCCAGAAACCGAUGGCAUUGCUUAUCAAGAGUCUCAUGUGUUAUCAAUGUCAUCAUCACAUCAAUCAUUUUAGUCAUUGUGCUGUAAUUGUAUCAAUUAUAUUGUAAUGAACAGUUGAUGCUACAACUUGAUGAUUUUUAGUUUUGUAUAGUGAGACAUACUUGCUUUCAAAUGUGGAAGAAGUCACUCUACAGUAUUGCCUUGCUUACACCCGGUAAGAUACAAUCAGCUUUAUAUAAUAUCCUCAGUAUAAGUGAUUUCCUAUUCGAAGCCUAUAUUGAAACCUGCCAUUACUCAUUCGCAUGAUGUUGCAAUUAAUUAUAUUUUAAUUAAAAUUAAAAUUAAUUUUAUUAAUUACUGCUAGCAAUACAUGCUACUAAUACCUACUUAGUUUACUACCCGGCGGUUUCAGUAGAGGUGGUCUUAAUAAUUAAAUAACGAAGCCAUUUAGGUACUGCCUGCUAAUAAGUUGAUUUACAUUUUCACACUAAAACUUGUUUUUGCACGGAACGUUCAAUUUAUUUAACAACACCAGCCAAUUAAUUUUUUUCAUGUUAUCAAUUCAUUAGCAGGAAGUAUUAAAUUCACCUCUGGCCAAUUUCAACUGUCAACUACCAGCAAGGGGGUUGUUUUUGAAAUAUUUAAUUUAAAUUUUCACAUACUUCUUUCCUAUUUUAUAUUUAAAUGUUUUUUUGUAGUCGUUAGUUGAAAUGACAAUGGUGAAAAAAGAAAAAUCGAAGUGAUCACUUUCUAUGUAAACUAAUAUCUGUCAAAUACGGCAUAAUUCCUUAUUGCAUUAUAAAUGGUUUAAUAUUAAGUACUUUAAUUAAUCACUUCAAUUUUACUUUACAAUGCUUAAAGUGCUUCGCCGUUGCGGCUUCAAUUCCUCGCUUACGACUUGUCGAGGCCUCUCUGAUGCUUAUUUGAAGUGUUCACCGUAGAUGUAAUAAUAUACUUGGUUUUCUUUUGUUUGUCGUACAGUAACCGCACUCUCUAAUGGUCAUUAUGUUGC
Molecule: messenger RNA, 5199 nt
Organism: Achroia grisella
Lineage: Eukaryota; Metazoa; Arthropoda; Insecta; Lepidoptera; Pyralidae
Gene: mbl
Product: protein muscleblind
Exons: 8
Coding region: 725-2224 (499 amino acids)
Molecular function (GO): metal ion binding
Source: RefSeq, a predicted model, not a curated record